UAUUUCAUCUCUGGUCGUGUCAUUAAAGCAAUGAACAACAACUGGCAUCCUGAUUGUUUUCGAUGUCAGUCUUGUAACACCUGCUUGGCUGAUCGGGGUUUUGUUAAGCUUCAUGGGAGAGCUCUGUGCCAUGAUUGCAACGCCCGAGAAAAGGCUACUGGGCUCACUCACCCUAUUUGUCAUAAAUGCCGUGCCGCAAUCGAUGAAGGUCAAGAACUAAAAUAUCGAUCCGAAGUGUACCACGCUUAUCAUUUCAAUUGUUCUUCCUGUGGUUCCGAAUUGUCCUCCGAUGCUCGCGAGAAAGACGGAGAACUGUUUUGUCUGCGGUGCCAUGAUAAGAUGGGAAUUCCUAUUUGUGGAGCUUGUCGACGCCCAAUCGAGGAGCGAGUGGUUCAUGCACUCGGCAAAACAUGGCAUGUAGAACACUUUGUUUGCGCCCGUUGUGAGAAACCGUUCCUCGGGUCACGACAUUAUGAGAAAAAGGGUCUGGCCUAUUGCGAGUUGCACUACCAGCUUCUAUUUGGCAUGCUGUGUUAUUCGUGCAAUCAGGUCAUUCCGGGCGAGACAGUGUACGCUUUGAACAAGGCGUGGUGUGUGGAUCAUUUCGGAUGCAGCGUUUGUGAUCGACAGCUCAGUCCAAAAACGAAGUUUUACGAAUUCGAUCUGAAACCCGUGUGCAAAUCGUGCUACGAAUUAUUCCCCAUCGAGUUACGGAAACGAAUAGCAAAAAUGCAUAAAAUGGAAUGA
Molecule: messenger RNA, 747 nt
Organism: Echinostoma caproni
Lineage: Eukaryota; Metazoa; Platyhelminthes; Trematoda; Plagiorchiida; Echinostomatidae
Source: the annotation of a GenBank genome assembly